CGUAACUACGUCAAUUCCGUUGUGACGUACGAGUUGUACGCGCUGAAGUAGUGUGUGAAGAUGGCGGACGAGGAGGCCGAGCAGGACACUGGUCUUGUGGACAGUAUCAGCAUAACAAUUGGGGAAGUCAGAAAAUUGCUGGAAGGACUACAUGUAGUUGUGAUUAGAGAAAGCGCAAACUCACCAGUUCAGUCCUCUUCUGAUUACUGUCAGGAGUUUUGUAGGACACUGUUGGAGUUUGUAGGCCGUUGGAAGACAGAGGACGAGCCUUUGCCACUUGUACAAGUGUACUUGGUUGCGCUACUGAGUUUUGCAAAGGCUUCUCCAUACCUCUCUCUGCAGUGUGAAAAUGUUCCACUUGUGAUUGAGAGGCUUUCACUGAGCUUUUUGGAGCUCUUGCUCUCACUUCAGAAUCUUCCAGAUGAUUUAUGGCAGUAUUUCAAGUCCUCUGUGCAGUUUGCACACGACACACUUCAGGAGAAUGGAAUCACCCAGCUGUCGUUACUGUGUGUCCUCAGCCAGCAUGAAGGCAUUUGGAGCCACAAAGUUCUGCAAAGUAUUCUGUCUAACGAGAAUCCUACAACAGAACAAGUUGAAGUGUUCCUGGAGCAGGAGGGCCCUGUCUUGCUGAAAAUGAGAGUGAAGCAGCUGAUGAAGGAAAAGCAGUUAAAAAAGGCUGCACUUCUGGCAAAGAGCAGCGCUGAAUGUUCUGCCUUCCAAACAAAGGGGGAUUUCAAGCAGUUAUACCUUGUCUGCCUCUGUGGCAUUUUAGAAAAAGAUCAACUCAUGGAGGAGCUUUCGAAGGAGGACUGUCAUGAAGCUUUGGAGAUGAUUUGCAACCUAGAAUCAGAUGGAGAUGACAGUGAAGCCUUCAGUUUAUGUUCAGCCUUUCUAACACGUCAGCUUCUCCAAGGAGACACAUACUGUGCUUGGGAGCUCACUCUGUUUUGGAGUAAGUUGCUAAAGCGAUUAGAGCCAUCAGACCACACCUUCCUUGAUAGGUGUCGACAGAUGUCAGUCUUAUCUAAAUCUGUGUACCACAUCCUGUUCCUCAUCAAGGUCAUCCAGUCAGAGAUAACCCACAUUGGCCUACCAGUGUGUAUAGAGUUGUGCAUAAUGGCUCUACGGAUCACAUCGAAGGAUGACAAAGGAAAGGCCACAGUGUGUAAAACAAUUUCCUGUAUGCUUCCUGCUGAUCUGGAAGUUAAGAGAGCAUGCCAACUAACAGAGUUCCUUCUGGAGCCCACGGUGGAUUCAUACUAUGUUGUGGAAACACUUUACAAUGAACCAGAUCAAAAACUAGAAGAGGAAAAUAUGCCCAUUCCUAACUCUCUACGUUGUGAGCUCCUACUGGUUUUAAAGACCCAGUGGCAUUUUGACCCAGAGUUCUGGGAUUGGAAAACACUGAAACGUCAUUGUCUGUCACUAAUGGGUAAUGAGGCUUCAAUCGUUUCAUCCAUUGACUCUCUAAAUGAUUCUGAGAACACAGAGGAAGAGGAAGACUAUGUGAGUCUAAAGGAGUUGAACAAUAUCCCUGACGACACAGUCAGUGGCACAUAUCAACUUCAAGAUGUCACAGAUAAAAAGCAAAAAAAUCGAGAAAUGAAGAAACUGAGGGAAAAGGGCUUUGUAUCUGCCCGUUUUAGAAACUGGCAGGCCUACAUGCAGUACUGUGUGCUCUGCGACAAAGAGUUUCUCGGUCACCGAAUUGUUAGACAUGCUCAGAUUCAUCUCAGCAGUGGAAUAUAUACUUGCCCAAUAUGUGUUCAAACAUUUACAUCAAAAGACACAUUGCUUCCCCAUGUAACGUCACAUGUUAAACUUUCUUGCAAGGAAAGGCUGACUGCAAUGAAAACCAACAAAGCAUUGGUUAAUUCCAAAAUGGCUGUGCCUCCCAUUGCAAUAUUAAAGGCCAAAGCACACAAUCAGAUACAGCAACAGAACAGUGCUGUAGUUCAAAGAGUUCAGCCACAAGUGGAUAGGCGUGAUGUAGAUAUUAAUGAGGACAAUGUGUGCCCUGUUGGAAAAUGCAAGAGAAGCUUUAAGUUUUUCAAAAACCUCAUUGCACAUGUUAAAGGUCAUGGGGACAAUGAAGAAGCAAAAACGUUUCUUGAACUGCAGAGCAACAAGGUGGUUUGUCAGUACUGUCGUCGCCACUUUAUCAGUGUCACUCAUCUUAAUGAUCAUUUACAAGUCCACUGUGGUGCAAAACCUUAUAUAUGUAUACAGUUAAACUGCAAGGCAAGUUUUCUGUCAAACACCAAGCUCCUCAUUCAUAAGAAAACACAUUCAGUUUUCAAGGCUAGAUGCAUGUUUCCAAAUUGUGGGAAAAUCUUUAACGCCCCUUUUCAACUCUACGACCAUGAGGCACAUCAUUACAAAACCUUUACUUGUAAAGCUCUGGGCUGUGGAAAGGUGUUUCAUUCUCAACAACAGCUAGACUUGCAUCUAGAGAACCAUGUUAACCAGGAUCAAGAAAGUCCACCUCGUUCACAGCCGUCAGCCAAUACACAGCCAGGUUCUUCACGUGGUGAGCAAAUACUGUCCAGUCAGUUUCCUGUUAAGGAAGAAGAAGCCCAGAAAAUCUUGAAUUCUAAUACAUCUGUGUAUCCAACUCCUGGAGAAUUUAUGAGAAUGCAAAGUUUUCUGGAGACUUCACAAGAACACGCGGAUACCUUGGAUGGAUGCCAAUUUAAACCAGAACCUCCGGAAUCAAUGUUUCCAACCAGCAACAUGAACAGUUCCAAUAAUUUCCUAAUUCAGUCUGUGGAUUCUCAUUUACUUGAUUCCAACAAAGUGAAGGAUGAGGUUGGUCAUCAGUCAUUAGAUUGCAAGAUUCCCCCUCAAAAUUAUCAUCCGGUACAUCAGUUUGAAGCCAGUGUAGGACAGCUUUUACAAAGUCUGCCCCACACACUCAACAGCAAAUUAAAUACGGAUGUAAUAAGUUACAAAUCUAACCAUAACUUUAUGUUACCUACACAGCAAGGGCCUGUGUCUUGUAGGAAUAGUUUAGCGGUAUCACUGCCCCACAUUUCUACAGAUUCAGCAAUGUUACAAUCACCUCCACUAAAGGUAAACCCUCAACAACUAACUGAGGGCAACCAGGAGAACUUUGCUACUCCCUCAAAUAUUACAGCUCCCCCCACAGGGCAGAGAGAGAGGUUUCACUGUGCAUUUGGAACAUGUACAAAAAACUACAGCUGUUAUAGAAGUGUUUCCAAGCACAUGAAAGCAGUUCACCCAGAUUUCUAUGAGCAAUGGAAAGUUGCUCGGACUGAAAUCAGAACAAGCCGCAUUGCAGCACCAAACAUCUCAUCAGGACCUUUGAGUUCAGUGUCCUCACUACAGAGGAAGCAGGCCAGCCAUCAUGUUCAAAGAAAGAAUAUUAUUCAGCCACAGCAUUGUCUUAAUACAAGUACAGCUUCUCAAUACGUAAUCCCACAUGUCCCCACAUUUUCACAAAAUCCAAACAGUUCACUUCUAAUGGAAAAUGUUUUGAACCCUGUUGUCCUUCCUCAGUUAGGUGCUGACCAAAGUCCAGUAACGCCACAGUCUCAAGUUUCAAAGGCUCAAAACCCUGUUGCUGCUGAAAGUGAAUUUGGUCCUCACUUUAAUUCUUCCCAAACAUUCAUAUCUAAUCAGCGAGUGAUGUCAGAGAUUGAUUCUACUAGUGCUGUUUUCCCUCUUGGCCUUUCCUCAUGCUCUGUAAUGGGAUCGAAAAUAAACCAGCCAGAGUCCUUGACGCCACAGUUUGGUGGUAGAUUCCAGUCUACUACUACUUCAUGCAUUCAAAGAUCAGUGGAGCUGUCACAACAUACAACAGCCUCUCAUCCCUGUACUUCACAGAUGCAAAGCAGUUUAGUCCCACGCUCCAAGACUCCAGGGAAAACCAAGCCAAAGGCAAGUCAUGAACUGUCUGAUUUUUCCAUUGUGGCAGCAAAGCAAAACAGCAGAACUGUCCACCCUAAGUGUCGCUCUGCCAUCUCUAAAAAACGUCCUGACACUCAAAAGCAAGCCAGAAAACAUACAAGAACCAAAUGGCCUGCAAUAAUCAAGGAUGGAAAAUUUGUUUGUCGAAGGUGUUUCAGACAAUUUGAUAAUCCUAGAUCUCUUGGUGGUCAUUUGUCCAAGCGAACAGUUUGCAAACCAUAUCAAGAGUCAGAAAUAAACACAGAUGUAUCCCAAUCAUUUCUUGAUCUUCUAAAUUCAGAGCAAACAGUUACAACCUCCCUGUCACAACCAUUUUACAAUGGUGUCUCUUUGUAUCAGAAGCCUGACAAGAUCGUAACUGGUUGCUCCUCAGCAACAAAACAUUAUCCCACUCCUCAAUAUCCUCAAAAUAACCUGCCAACAUAUGAAAAUAGUCAGUCAAGUAACAAUAUUCUCAAACAGCUUAUGGCAGAAUCUAGUAUGUCUGAUCAGUUUGUUCCUCCACCUGAGGCCCAACCAUUGUUCCAAAACAGCUGUGCUUCUCAUGAAGAAAGUAAGCGUCUAGUUGGUACCUCAGUUAUACAACAUACAGAAACUGUCCAGCUGAAGCAGGCAGCCAAUUCAUACGGUGCAACCCAUUCUCCCAUGGACAGGUUUCCUGGGAUUGAAUUCUCUGAUCCACCUAUCUCAGAUGUCCUCACAGAGAACUCUGCUACUGCCUUCCUAGGCAAUACUCCCAAGAUCAGCAGAACUCCUGAAUUAAUUUUUCAUGAAAGUUAUCCCUCUAAGAGAACUAUCUCAACUCCAGAUGGAUGUUCAAACUCAGUGAAGCAAAUGUUACCUGAUUUUCACCUUAGUCAAGCAAUAACAAGUGGAAUGCAAACCAUGAGUCCAGUAAAGACUACUGAUAAAGAUAUCAAAAAGCGACUGCGUGAACAGAUUUUGGCUGGUGACUUUCAACGCAGAAACGUUUGUCCUGCAAAUGGCAAUCUAAAAGCUUCAAACUCAGUUUGUAGUCCUUCCAAUAAUUCUGGAUUUCAGAACUUGUCUCACAAUGCCAUGAGUCAUUCAACACCUCAAGGCCACGUUCUGACUAGAAAAUCUCCAGUUAUUCCAGAAUUUUCUGGUGAAAUUGAAGACCUACUAAACGCACAAAGCUUUACCAAUUUCAGAGAGACUCCCAGAAUGCACAUAGAGCUACCGAGCCCCCCAGUUGCUACAGCAACUGAUGUGGAUCCUGGACCUUCAGAGUUGUCAGCCACCCAGCAGCUGUGGAUGACAGAAAUUCAAUGUGCAUUUGAAAAGCUUGACUUAGUCAAAGACAUAUCUAAUCAGUUGACAAGUUUAACACAAUAUAAGGUUGAUACAAACAGCUCGUCUAUAUCCUCCGAUGUGACAUCCCAAACUUCAGUGGCAUCAACAUCUCUUGACGUUAAACCAUUUACUUGCGAGAACAAAAACUGCACAUUUAGUUCCAUUUCCAGUGAUGCACUGUGGAAGCAUCUCUCUAAAACACACAACUACACACUAGAAAUGGUUAAUGUAGUCAAAAAAAGGUAUGGACAAUACGCUCCUUUCAAGUGUCAAAAAUGUCCAAAAGCCUUUACUCGAAACUCAAACCUUCGUAUUCAUUACCGGACAGCUCACAAAUUAUCAAAUAAGGAAAUUGCAGACUUGGAUGUAAAAAGAAGGCUUGCUAAAGCUGAAGUAUCUAAUGCUAGUCGAAAAAAGUCUGUUAGUGUAAGCCAGGUUACAAUAGCUCCAAUUACCACAGGUAACCAUUCAGUUUUAGAUAAUGGCACCCAUAUGUGUCCUCUUCAGGGUUCAAAGAUAUGUCAGACAUAUGUUCCCUGUGCCAAUGCAACUAUAACUAAUUAUAAAUAUGAAGGUGAUAAUCACUGCUCAGUUAUUCAGCCCUUGAAAGCUGUCCCCAUGCACAAUCUAGAACAUACUACACCUGCAAGGGCUCAGACCUUCACAAGCUACCAGUCAACACAAGCAGGGAUAUCAUCUGAACAUGGGUCAAAACAGCAAAGAAACCUGCCUGGAGUCCAUGCAGAGAGUCAACAUUUUCCUCUAUUCCAUGAUUUGUCUGCCACACGUGAAGCUCCACCAACUCAUGAAAGUGGUCUUUUCGAGAUGCAAACAGUGGUUAAACCAAAUAAAAACACCAUCAGGAAGUCUAAAGGGAAGAAACCAAAAUCUGGAGAUGUGAUGAGUCCAUACAGACCAUAUCGCUGUGUCCAUCAAGACUGUGAGGCAGCCUUUACGAUCCAGCAGAAUCUGAUCCUCCACUAUAGGGCUGUGCACCAGUCUGCUUUGUCAGCACUGGACGUGAGUGAGGAGCAUGACGAAAGUGAUGAAGCAGGCGAACUUACAGACCAUGGUAAAGAAGUGUUAGAGGCAGAGUUGUUGCAGAUUUCCGAAUUCAGAUGUCAGGUCAAAGACUGCUGCUGUGUUUUUCAAGAAAUUCCCAACCUCUUCCAACAUUAUCUCCAGUUGCAUGAAUUUACAGACGAUGAAGUGGAUGCGCUAUUGUCUGGAAUCAGACUUAACAGGUUUGCUUGUGGUCACCAGGGCUGCACAGAAACCUUUAUUGCUUUCAGAAAAUAUAAAAGUCAUGUUAAAGAACAACAUAAAGACCUAAACUUUGCGAAACCUGAACAAUUACAAGUUUUAUUUAAGUGUGAAAUUGAAGGUUGCGAUCGCUCUUAUGCCACAAAGUCAAAUAUGCUUAGACAUAUGAUGAAAAAACAUCAGGAGCUGUACCAGCUUAAAGUACAAAAUAAGCAAGUAAAAGAGGAUGAGAUGAAGCAAAACUCAACAUCUUCACAUUACCAAAUUACCAAAACAAGUAAUGGGAAAGAAAACAUAGAGAGUAACAAAAAGAUUCCCCAGAGACCUCAUGACAGGAAGAAGGUAGACAAGUCAAAAAGCAAACAUUGGCUUAAAUAUGGAAAACCUUCUUUGAAGUCUAAAGUGGAUGCAUCUGCAUUGUGCACACAGAAAUGUCCGCUACAGUAUCCUUGUAUGAUCAAAGGUUGCACAUCCGUCAUGAAGUCUGAAAAGAGCAUACUCAAACAUUACAUUGGACACGGACUGUCGGAAAAGUAUUUGGAACAGCACAGGAGUCACUUUAUAUUCUGCAAAAAAUUCUCUAGACAGAAAUGUCGUUCCAUCAGGAGUGAUGACUCCAAAUCCGAAAACACCUCUGAACAGUCGGACACUGAGAAGACAACAGACUCCAUCGUGGACGAAGCGAAAUAUGAAUAUUCAAAGCCGGUCCUACGCAGAAGGAGCCCAGCAGAGAUGCCAGUUACUCUGUUUAACACCAAUUUAUCAAAUAAUAAAAGCUCUGAUGGACCUGUGGUACUAAAACGUAAACGAGGACGACCAAGGAAAUUCACCGAAAAUUUUGUCAAGCCCAAAAAAGUCAUUUGCCCAACCAAGGCUACCGAGAUUCACUGCAAGGAGGAAAUGCAGACCUCCCCAUGCCUUCCAAUAAUCCCAGAAGAGACUAAGAGUGUGCCUCUGGCUUCCUUUAAACCAAUGGGAUUUGAAAUGUCUUUCUUGAAAUUCUUGGAGCAGACUAACAAAUCUGAGCAAAAUUUGAUGAGACCAGUUAAGGUAACAGAAUGCGGUGAGACCCAAAAUAGUUCAAACAGCAAAAAGACCUGUGUCUGGUUCAGCAAUCAUCAGAACUUAAAGUCACUUUGCAUGGUUAAAAUAAAAUUAGAUCCAGCCUUUUCAGGUGUCCAAGGGCCUAUGUUGAAACAGUUGCAGGACAUGGACCCAGCUGUAGUGUUAGAAAAAUGUGACUGAUAGCUUUUGGAGGCUUUUUUCUUUUUUUAAAUACAUCAGUCUGAGUUGAUGGAAUUGUCGGUCUGUUUCACAGUACUAUCUGUACAGGUCUUUUUCAUAUUGUAAAGUGUAAAGCAUGUUCAAAUGGCAUCAGCUUGUGGUGUCUAAAUUAUCCCUGUGGGAAUUUGAGACAAAUGAGCUCUAUUCUGUGUGCAGUUGUGAAGAUUGAUUAUUUCGUGUUGUGUGUGUGUAUAUAUGUAUAUGUAUAUAUAUAUUUAUAUAUAUAUAUAUAUAUAUAUAUAUAUAUAGAUUUAAAAUUUCCCGCUGCCACCAGCAGUCUUAAGCAGUUUUUUUUUAUUAUUUUACUUGGUGGUUUUUGUUUUGUCUUUUAUAAGAUAACACAGCCCUUCAAUGUGUUUUUUGAAGGUUAAACUUCCUAGCGAUUGCAUGUAGAUCUAUAAAAUGAUUUUGUUACUUUUUCUCAAUUAAACUCACCUAUUAAAAUA
Messenger RNA from Girardinichthys multiradiatus, 8237 nucleotides. It is a transcript of the gene znf292b, whose product is annotated as zinc finger protein 292b. Lineage: Eukaryota; Metazoa; Chordata; Actinopteri; Cyprinodontiformes; Goodeidae. Gene Ontology annotation, cellular component: nucleus. Gene Ontology annotation, molecular function: DNA-binding transcription factor activity, RNA polymerase II-specific; DNA binding. The transcript has 8 exons. Gene Ontology annotation, biological process: regulation of transcription by RNA polymerase II. The coding region runs from base 61 to 7752 and encodes 2563 amino acids. The record is from RefSeq and is a predicted model, not a curated record.